AUGAACGAACGAUUAAAAACAAGAAAACAACAACAAAUAGAUAAGAAUAAGAAAAUUAAAAAAAAUUUUAUUUAUUUAUAUAAUCUAUCAAAUUCAUCUAAUGAACAACUAACAUCACUUAAACGUCUUUCAAAUAAUUCAAAAUCAUAUAAAAAAAAUCGUUUAAUAGAAUUAUUUUUUCCUACUCGUUCACGUAUAAAACUUCAUCAAUCUCAAUUAUCAACAAAUAAACAAAUAAGUUCACCUUUAAAUGAACAAGUUGUUAAAUUAAAUCAGCGUGCUGUUGAUGUUAGAAAUGGUAUUGAACAAAGUCUAUCAUCAUUACAUACACAACGUUUACAAUAUUUAACAAGUUUAAAUGAAAAAACACGUGAUCUUGAAAAAGCAGCUGCAGCCUUUGAAUAUUCAUCAUCAAAACAUCUUGAACAAGAACUUAAUAAAACAAAAAAAUUAUCAUAUAUAUUUAAAAUAGCUAUUACUAUAUGUCUUACACUAUUUUCAUUAAUGAUUGGCUAUAUGAUUAUUCAGCUAAUACGAGAUAAAGGAACAGUAUAA
Molecule: messenger RNA, 555 nt
Organism: Rotaria sp. Silwood1
Lineage: Eukaryota; Metazoa; Rotifera; Eurotatoria; Philodinida; Philodinidae
Source: the annotation of a GenBank genome assembly